UAUAUUUAUUUAUAAUUUAAAAUUGAACCCGCACGCCAGAAAAUAGAAAAGAGAAAAAGGAUUGAAGAUGUGUUGGGGCAACGUAGACGACUGCGAAGUGCGAAGUUGUUGAAAACACGACAGGGAAAAGCGCAAAGCAUGGACAACAAAACCGAUUUUUCAACUCCUCUUCUCCCCACAAGCUACGGUCCCGUUGACUCUCAGGGGAAAGGCCAUACCGGACCUUCUUCUUCUUCUUCUUUUUCUUCCAUACCAACUACUCUUAUACUCACUACCCUCGUCGCUGUUUUUGGUUCUUACGUUUUUGGCUCCGCUAUUGGGUAUUCAUCACCUACUCAAUCUAGAAUCAUGCUUGACCUCAAUCUCGGAGUCGCCCAGUACUCAAUUUUUGGUUCAAUAUUGACGAUUGGAGCGAUGAUUGGUGCCGUUGUGAGUGGUAGAAUAGCAGAUUAUGCUGGUCGUCGAGUUGCCAUGGGAUUCUCCCAGGUUUUCUGCAUCUUGGGAUGGCUUGCCAUAACAUUCUCAAAGGUUGCUUGGUGGCUUUAUGUUGGAAGACUGUUGGUAGGAUGUGGGAUUGGCCUUCUAUCUUAUGUGGUACCAGUUUAUGUAGCAGAAAUAACACCCAAGAAUCUUCGAGGGGCAUUCACUGCAGUUCAUCAGUUAAUGAUUUGUUGUGGGAUGUCAUUGACUUAUCUUAUUGGAGCAUAUGUGAAUUGGCGGAUCUUGGCUACAAUAGGAAUUAUUCCGUGUCUUGUGCAACUUCUGAGUCUUCCCUUCAUCCCUGAUUCUCCUAGGUGGCUGGCUAAGGUUGGUCGCUUGAAAGAGAGUGAUUCUGCUUUACAGCGCCUCAGGGGGAAGAAUGCCGAUUUUUAUCAAGAGGCCACUGAAAUCAGAGAUUAUACAGAAGCCUUUCAGAAGCAAACAGAAGCUAGCAUCAUUGGCUUAUUUCAAAUACAAUAUUUGAAGUCACUUACCGUAGGGGUCGGCUUGAUGAUACUGCAACAGUUUGGAGGGAUUAAUGCCAUUGUUUUUUAUGCAAACUCUAUAUUUAUCUCUUCUGGGUUUUCAGAAAGUAUCGGAACAAUAGCAAUCGUUGCCGUUAAGAUUCCAAUGACAACUAUAGGAGUACUUUUAAUGGAUAAAUCUGGAAGACGACCACUUUUGCUGGUGUCUGCAGUGGGAACAUGCGUAGGAUGCUUCCUGGCAGCCUUGUCAUUCAUUUUGCAGGACUUACAUAAGUGGAAAGGAGUUAGUCCAAUUUUGGCACUAGUGGGUGUACUGGUAUACGUGGGAUCUUACUCUAUAGGUAUGGGAGCAAUUCCGUGGGUUAUAAUGUCAGAGAUAUUUCCCAUCAACGUGAAGGGUUCUGCUGGAAGCCUUGUGACUUUGGUUAGCUGGCUGUGUUCUUGGAUUAUAUCAUAUUCUUUUAACUUCCUCAUGAGUUGGAGUUCAGCAGGAACUUUCUUAAUGUUCUCUAGCAUAUGUGGCUUCACUGUGCUAUUCGUAGCAAAACUAGUACCAGAGACCAAGGGGCGUACACUAGAAGAAAUUCAAGCUUCUUUGAACUCAUUUUCUUCUAAGAGAUAGAGAUUCUGAAUUAAGAAAAUUACAUUCAGCAAUCAUCACAAAAGUUUUAUCGAGACUCGUGAUGUACACAUAUUCUUACAAUUAAUUGUCUAUAUUAUAGAUAGAUACUUAAUAUGUAGAUUUAUUUUGUAUAUUUUUUUGAGUGUCAUUAUGUAGAGUUGAAUAUUUGAUUUUAAACUCAAAUGUCAUAGCCAUGGGACAUGUUUCGCUCCGUAAAUGAAAUUGCAAGUUAAUGUAUUUUACAAAAA
Messenger RNA from Glycine soja, 1835 nucleotides. RefSeq names its product sugar transporter ERD6-like 5. The record is from RefSeq and is a predicted model, not a curated record. Gene Ontology annotation, cellular component: membrane. Bases 139 to 1587 code for a protein of 482 amino acids. The transcript is spliced from 19 exons. Gene Ontology annotation, biological process: transmembrane transport; carbohydrate transport. Lineage: Eukaryota; Viridiplantae; Streptophyta; Magnoliopsida; Fabales; Fabaceae. Gene Ontology annotation, molecular function: sugar transmembrane transporter activity.